AAGUAGCGCCGCCAUUACUGCGGUGCUCUGCUGCUAAGGAAGUAGCUUGUUGUUGUUCCCGCAUUGGCUGUUGCAGACGUUCGCUGUAAGUUUACAAGCAAGCUUGGAUGCGAAAAGUUUGUCCAUUUUUUUUUCUUCUCAACGAUGCCGGGAAGAACAUGUUGUGUUUUCGGCUGCUUUAACAGCAGUGCAAAAAUACAGGCCUGGAAUAAGACGGUUUGUGAAAUUCACAAACCUUUGCUGCACCUAGACUGCCCGUGUUUACGGCCUUAUGGAUUACACGGAUUUCCUGGUCGAGCGGAGGACCAAGAUGUGCGUCAAAAGUGGAUGAAAUACAUAAACCGAGAUGGCUUCACAGCAAACAAGAAUACUGUGGUGUGUGGGAUACAUUUUCCUGACGGACAACCCACAAGAGAAAAUCCAUAUCCUGUGUUGUUCAUGGGCUAUGAUUGUCGUGUAACUCCAGCUAGACCUCCACCCAAAAAAAGAUGUCUUCAGCCACUACACCUGAACUCAGCUAUUGAACCAAUGGAAACAGAUGUGGAUGUUGGAAAUUUGGAAAAUUUGCCUCUGCAAACACGUGAUGUUGGAAUCCAGUGGCCAGAUCACAUGGACCACAACUACAGUUUCAGCUGCGGUAACAAGCCGAUGAAGGACUGUGGCACUCAGACUGAUCCAACGCCAUCAGUGUCAGCGAAAAAUUUAAAUAACAAAGACUUUAUAUUUUAUACAGGUUUAUGUGCUGACAGUUUCUGGCUACUUUUGCGAGCCGUUCUGACUUUUUGCUCACAACCACUUAAUACCAAAUUGGCUGUCCAUGAACAAUUUUUGCUUGUUUUAAUGAGACUCCGUUUGGGUUUAUUGUUCACUGACUUGGGUAAACGAUUUGGAGUGAGUAGAACCACUGCAUCUGAAAUAUUUACAUUUUGGAGACCAAUCCUUGCAAGGUUUAUGAGGGAAAAGGUGAUUGUUUGGUUGCCCAGGGAUACGCUGAACAGAAUCAGGCCUAAGACAUUUAACAAAAAUUAUCCUAAAGCCACAUGCAUCAUUGACUGCACUGAGGUCUUUGUACAAAGGCCAAAGAACUUAAGAAAAAGAUCACAAACUUACAGCAAUUACAAACAUCAUAACACAUACAAACUCCUAUACUGUAUAGCCCCCAAUGGAUAUGUUAUGUUUGUAUCAAAACUUUUUGGUGGAAGGGCCAGUGAUAAUUUUAUCACAAAGAACAGUGGUUUUGUUCAUCACCUGAUCCCUGGUGAUGAGAUCUUGGCAGAUCGUGGAUUCACCAUCAAGGAUAUUUUGCCUCCAGGUGUAAGUCUAGCUCUUCCUGCAUUCACACGUGGACGUAAGGAGUUAUCUGAACACGAGGUAACAUCCACACGUCGCUUAGCAAAUGUCAGAAUUCACAUUGAGCGAGCAAUUCGAAGACUGAAAGGUUUUAAGAUUUUAUGUCAUGUUAUCUCUGGUAGGUUGCAAAGUGUUGAUGAGAUUGUAAGUAUUUGUGCAGGGCUAUGUAAUUUGCAGCCUCUGUUAAUCCGUAACAGUACUGAAUAAAAAAAGGAAACACCUGAAGUAUGAGUGAGUGUGUGUGAUGUGGUUAUUAAUGUUGAGGCGAAGGAAGGUCACAGUAUACGAAAUAUUACUUUUUAUUUG
This is a messenger RNA of Oryzias latipes (Japanese medaka), 1656 nucleotides long. Lineage: Eukaryota; Metazoa; Chordata; Actinopteri; Beloniformes; Adrianichthyidae. The record is from RefSeq and is a predicted model, not a curated record.